CUAGCAGGAAAAUUCAGACGGUACCGCCGCGAACAUCGCAACGUUAGUUUGAAAAAUGUUUCAGCGCUUGACAGACCUACGAGUUGCGGAAAAUGGACCAAGGCGUGAGAAUUACUAGAGAGAAAAACCCGCGGGAGAAGGCUUCUAUUUUUUCUAUUAUAUUAUUCUGUUUCACAGUACCUGUAUUACGAAAAGGACGAAAACAUGGAUUGGAAGAAAACGAUAUAUACCAGGUGCUUCCAAAGUUUGACUCAGAAAAUUUAGGUAAUACGUUAGAAUCCUAUUGGAACAGGAGCAGAUAUUCCAGAAAUAAUAACGUAAAAUCGAAACAAAAUGGUGAAGUAACAUCAAAUGGAUACCAGAAGCAAUCUGUUGAAGAAAAUGAGCCAAGAACGAUAUUCAGAUGUCUUUUAAGAUGCUUUGGUUGUUAUUACUUCGCUCUUGGAGUGAUGCAGCUGAUCAUGAAGACAAUAGCAAUAAUACUACUGCCCAAGGCUAUGUCAAAAUUCGUAGCCUUUUUCCAAACUGACCAAACUACUGUUUCCAAAAAGGAAGCUGUUCUCUACGCCUUCCUUCUGAUAACUAUCAACGUAGUUAACUGUAUAUAUAACCACAACUACCAGCAAAUAGUUAUGGAGUACUCUAUGAAAGUUAGAUCGGCGCUUGGCUCGCUCAUUUAUAGAAAAGCGUUAAAACUAGGGUCAGGAGCCUUUUCUGACGCUUCCAUGGGAAAGGUAGUUACCCUUAUUACGAAAGAUGUCUAUAGUAUAGAUACAGCACUACAGUUUUUCAACGACCUCUGGAUAGGAGUUAUCCAGACCAUUGUUGUAACUUGUGUUCUGUACAAACGAAUAGGAGGUUCAGUUUUUGCAGGGAUUGGAUUUUUCUUACUCAUGGUUCCUUUACAAGUGUAUUGUGGAAAAUGCUUUUCCCAAAAGAGACUGGUGGCCGCAAAAAAUGCUGAAAAAAGGAUUCAGCUGGUUAAAGAAACAUUCACUGCCAUAAAAAUUGUAAAAAUGUAUACCUGGCAAGAAUAUUUCCAUAAGCUUAUUACAACUGCAAGAAUAAACGAGACUGCCAAACUGAGAAUAAUUUAUUAUCUGAAGGCUGUGAUUUUAACUGUUGGUGGACUAACCCAUAAGUUGGCGUUAUUUUUAACAAUAAUAACAUACACCUUAGCAGGACAUGCGGUUAAUGCUGAGACAGUAUACUUUAUACAGCAGUGUUAUAAUGCAUUGAGAUCGUGUUACACUGUAUCAUUUCCAAUGGGAAUCAGUUCUUUAGCUGAAGUAACAGCAGCAAUGAAGAGAUUCCAGGCAUUCUUGACAGCUCCAGAAUUUAAGGAAAGAGAUAGUAGCUCCGUGUCUAUUGUUAAUCCAAAGGUUUAUUUAAACAAAGUAUCUGUCCAAAUUGAUGGAAAGGAAGUGUUGAAUUCUGUAUCCAUAAAUCUAGAGAAAGGCUUACUGCUAGUUGCCGGAAAUAUAGGAAGUGGUAAAAGUACACUACUAAAAACAAUUCUAAAUGAGUACCCUAUAUCAGGAGGAGAUAUAUCCAUAUCAGGGACCAUAUCCUACGCUCCUGAAGAACCAUGGUUGUUCCCUUCAACAAUUCGACAGAACAUUCUUUUUGGUCAACCAUAUGAACAAAGUCGAUAUGAGCAAGUCUUGAGAGUCUGCGCAUUGACUCACGAUAUCAAUAUGUUUAAAGAUCUGGAUAGUACUAUUGUAGGAGAUAGUGGAGUAAACUUGAGCAAAGGACAGCAAGCUAGAAUUUGUCUCGCUAGAGCUGUAUAUAAAAAUAGUGAUAUAUAUUUGUUGGAUGAUUGUUUAUCAGCUUUAGAUGCUCAGGUAAAUAAGCAUGUCUUAAAUGAGUGUAUACGAGGUUUCUUGAAAGACAAGCUCGUUAUAUUAGUAAACAACAAUGUAAAUAAUAUUAAAUCCAUGCCCACUGGUAGUGUGUUGUAUUUAGAAAAUGGUAGAACCCUGGAUCUCAAACAACAAAACGAGGCUUUAGAUAAAAGAAUAACUUACUAUAUUGAUGAAGAUAUAUUAUCCCAUAAUAAGUCACUAAUGGACCCAAACAAUUCAAAUGAACAAUUUGAUGCCACCGAGAGUGACCAGCUGUUGAACGACAAUACUGUUGACGCAAAGAAAAAUCUUUAUCAUGAGGAAACCAAAAAAGGCAAAGUAUUAUGGAAAAAUUACGUAGCAUAUUAUCGAUCAUCUGGAGGAAUCUUAGUGUUGAUUUUGACGAUAAUCGUGUUUUUCUGUUGCCAAGCAGCGCUUUCAGCAUCUGAAAAAUUGAUUAGCAUUUGGGUAAACAAAGAACCAGCACGAAUAAAAAUGAUGAUUAAUAAUAAGACUGAAACUGAAGAAUAUGCGAAACUCUUAUCCCAAACCAACAGAACAGUGAAUUGGUACAUUGGAGUCAUGCUGUUUGGCACAGCACUGACUUUGAUCAGGUCCAUUAUGAACUUCUACUUUUGUACAAGGGCCGGAAGAAAGCUUCACAAAGUACUGAUCGCUGGUCUAUUGAAUGCCAGAAUGGUUUUCUUUGAUCACCAUUACAUUGGCAACAUUGUAAACAGGAUAUCCAAAGAUUUUCAUACGAUUGACGAGAGCAUACCUUUCAUUAUCUAUGAAAAUUUCAGAUCGCUCUUUAUUGUUUUGGGAACAGUAGUGUUGAUAGUAUCGGUAAACAAACUGUUCAUAAUAUUGACAGCAAUUAUGAUCAUUACUCUAUACUUUAUCCAAAGAUAUUACAUAAAUACAGGAAGAAGCUUGAAACGCUUGGAAGCUGCUACGCGAAGUCCAAUGAUCGGAUAUGUCUCUGCUUCUCUGGAAGGCUUGCCAGUAGUUAGAGCUUUCGACCAGGAAGGUGUCUUGAAACACGAGUUUGACAGGCAUCAGGAUCUCUACAUUUCAGCCAACUAUAUGAAUUUAAGUUCAAUAAGAAUGUUUGCCUUUACCCUUGAUAUGGUGGCCACUUUUUUUGUGUCAGCUAUCGUGUUGAUAUUUGCCUUUUGGCUAAAUGGUGCAUCAGCUGGUGACGUUGGACUUGCUGUUAGCCAGGCUAUGUUAUUGACGGGACUUUUACAGUGGGCAAUACGUCAAGCAACAGAGAUGGAAAGUACCAUGACUUCUGUGGAGAGAGUACUAGAGUAUGCUGAAGCUGAACCGGAGGAUAAAUAUGGUAAAUAUGGACAUUGGCCGAGAAAUGGAAACAUUCGGUAUGAGAGUGUUUCACUGACGUACCAAACCACUGGGGAAGAAGCUUUGAAAGAUAUAAGUUUCGAAGUUCCAGCAAAGAGUAAAAUUGGUAUUGUUGGCAGAACUGGAGCAGGAAAAAGUUCUAUAAUUUCCACACUCUUCAGGCUUUACGAUUUUGAAGGAAGAAUCUUAAUUGAUGAUGUAGAUAUUAAAGAACUAUCUCUAGACUUACUUCGUUCUAAAAUAGGUAUUAUUCCUCAAGAUCCUAUCCUAUUUUCUGGAACAAUAAGGACUAACAUUGAUCCACUCAACAUCUACAAAGACUCAGAAAUCUGGAAUGCUUUGGAAAAGGUCCAGAUGAGACCAGUGAUAAUGAGUCUAGACCAAGAAAUUGUUGAUCACGGACAAAGUUUCAGUUCUGGUCAAAGACAAUUGUUGUGCCUGGCUAGAGCACUGCUUUGUAAAAACAAAAUCAUCAUUUUGGACGAGGCAACAGCUAAUAUGGAUUUACACACUGAUAAGUUGAUUCAAAGUAUUAUUCAGGAGAGUUUUGCUGAGUGUACUGUAUUGACUAUCGCGCACCGACUGUACUCUUUUACGAAUUCUGACAAGGUUUUGGUGGUUGAAGAUGGUCAAAUCGUGGAAUUUGAUGAUCCAAAAGUGUUAAUGUUGAAUGAAAAUAGUGUGUUUUGUAGAAUGACAAAAAGUGCAGGUGUAUCUAAUGAUUUUUAAAGAAUUUUUGUAUAAUAAAUUAUUUUUUUGUAGUA
Messenger RNA from Sitophilus oryzae (rice weevil), 3976 nucleotides. Its product is annotated as multidrug resistance-associated protein 4-like. Gene Ontology annotation, biological process: transmembrane transport. The record is from RefSeq and is a predicted model, not a curated record. Gene Ontology annotation, molecular function: ATP hydrolysis activity; ATP binding; ABC-type transporter activity. The transcript has 14 exons. Lineage: Eukaryota; Metazoa; Arthropoda; Insecta; Coleoptera; Curculionidae. Gene Ontology annotation, cellular component: membrane. The coding region runs from base 93 to 3941 and encodes 1282 amino acids.